Messenger RNA from Alosa alosa (allis shad), 1359 nucleotides. RefSeq names its product small integral membrane protein 18 (gene smim18). The transcript is spliced from 2 exons. Lineage: Eukaryota; Metazoa; Chordata; Actinopteri; Clupeiformes; Clupeidae. The coding region runs from base 68 to 601 and encodes 177 amino acids. The record is from RefSeq and is a predicted model, not a curated record.
UGAGAUAACGGAGAAGGGAAAGCUGGAAGCUGGCCAAUCAGAACACACCAUUGGCUGGGACUCAUGAAUGAUUUAUCACGUGGGCGGGACCUGCUGCCUAGAGUUGCUGAGGCUGAGGGGGUGGGACUUUGUCCUUGUGUGCGAGCGAGGCCAACCAAUGGUGUGGCAGCAUUGUCUCCAAACAGGCAGUGAGCCGUGCAGGAUUGAAGCGCACCAAGGAAGGAGGGAGAGGCAGCGAGCGAGAGGAGAGACAAGAGCCGCUCUGAUCAGCAUCACCCACCUCACUCCAAGCACACAGAUAAUCAUGAACAACUCUGAGGCAGAGUUGCCGUGGCGACCAGACACGCAGCUGAAGAACGUGGUACUGCAGGUUCAAGAGCUGUACCCGUUCCACGAUGGCUGGAACGUGGCCUGCUUCGUCAUUCUGAUGCUCUUCAUCCUCACCGUCCUCUCCCUUGCUGCGUUGGCAUUCCUCUACGAGCUGCUGGACUGCGGAUGCUUUGCCAAAGGCAAGACAGUGCGCGACCUACGCCAAGAGCCUGGCACCUUCUGCCGGGUGAUGGAGAGAAUGGGGGGUAGCAGCCACGCAGAGGUGGUGUAGUGGAAAAGUGGCUUUCUACAAAGAGAACUAUGCUGGAAGCACGCAACCCCCCAACACACAAACACAGGUCACACCCCAAACACACAGGUCACACCCCAAAAACACAUACACAGGCCACACCUUUUGUGUUCUAAGCACAUCUGACAAUCUCUGACAACAGGCAGACAACAGACACAAGCAGAGAGUCACCUCGGGUGUCAACCAUUUUUUUAAGUCCAUAUUUCUGUAUCAUUUUAAAAAGUAAGAUAUCCUUUCUGCAAUUAAAGAUGCUCUAAAAUUCAAUUUAUUCUGAUGGGGGUGUGUCUACUCUAGGGUUGCAAAGGGAAGGAGGUUGUUUUUACUAAUAUUAUGCCCAUUUAUUUCUGUUAAUUCCUGUAUAUUCCUGUUAAUUCCCAUGGAAAGUUUCCAACUUUGAAAAUUCCCAGAAUUUUGCAACCCUAGGUGUGUCACACUCAACUCAUUUAAAAAAAAAAAAAAAAAAUGACAUUCUCUGUAAAACUCACUUGCUCAAGUCAUCACAGCUGAAUGGUGGACCAAAUAAGAAUCUUUGAAUGGUUCGGGGAACAUUGCAUUGGGCUAUAAUGGUUGGUUUUGUGCAUAUUUAAAUCUCGUGAUUUAAAAAAAAAAUUUGCAUUUAGGUCAGAUUUGGGUCAGAGGUAAGGGAAGAGAUCUUAAUGAUAAUUCCAUAUGGUGCACUUUUGUGCAUUGUAUUGUGUCACCUGCCUUAAGAACCUCCAUUAAAAAAUAUAUACAAAUCA